AUGCAAAGACACAUUCCAGGUGGAUGGUUUUUUGUACUAUUUGAACUGAAUAGUCACAGUAGUUGCACUAAUAGAAUUGAAAUGCCAGUGAUUAAGAACUUAGGAGGAAAACCAAUUGAAACCCCUUCUUCAACACACUUUUGUAAUCAAACUCAUAUGAUUCGUUCAUGUCCAAAAUUAAUGCACUAUGCUAAAAAUGUAACUGGCAUUAAUGCCUAUUGGAACAAAGCAAGAGAUAACUUGAAAGCAAUCAUUCAGGAGAAGGAAGCACCAACAAUACUUUGGACGUUGUCAUGCGCUGAUUUCCAUUGGCCUGAGUUUCAUCAACUCUUUGCCACAAAUCAACUGACUGACUGUCAACGAAGACAAAAUGUAAUUAGUAACCUUCACACACUUGAAUGGUUAUUCAAGUGACCCAAAUUUGUGUGAACUUUCUCAAAAAGCCCUUAGUGGUCACCUAGCAGCAAAAUCACCGAGAGAAGAUAAGACUAAGAAGUUCACAAACAAUGAUGUUACCAAAAGACAGCAAAUUGUGAGAGAAGGCCAAGAACAGAGAGUGUUAUAUGUAAAUACGUAG
Messenger RNA from Porites lobata, 577 nucleotides. Lineage: Eukaryota; Metazoa; Cnidaria; Anthozoa; Scleractinia; Poritidae. The record is from the annotation of a GenBank genome assembly.